AGUCGUUCACUCGUCGCCGACUUGAUCGGUCGAUUUAGUAGGUAUAAUAAAUUUUAAAAGUGAUAAAGACAGUUUGUGAUAAACUGCAGUGCAGUUCUUUUCGUUUGUUUUCUCACAUCACACAUAACAAUUAAACUGAAACAAUGGCCCCCCCGGGUAUCGGGAAUUCGGUGGAGAUCCGCCCCGAGGCGACAGCGUCGGCAGAGACGAGCAGCAGCAACGGAGUUGCUACAUUCCAAAAGGACAUCGUCAUUUUGGAUGGGGGCUUUGCUACUCAAUUAGGCUGCCACGUCCAACAACCGAUUGAUGGAGACGUCCUGUGGAGUUCCAGGUUCUUGGCCACCAAUCCAGAGGCUGUUAUUGAUACUCACUUAGAUUUUCUUAGAGCUGGUGCUGAUGUAAUUAUUACUAACACAUAUCAAGCAGACGUUAACUUGUUUGCCACUCACUUAAAUAUGACCAAAGAAGAAGGAUACAAUUUAAUUAAAAAAUCAGUGGAGAUGGCCAAAACAGCUGUAGAAAGAUAUUUAAAAGAAUAUCCAGAAGCAAGAAAACCUCUUAUAGCUGGUUCAGUGGGCCCCUACGGAGCUUCUCUACAUGAUGGUUCGGAAUAUACAGGAGCCUAUGCGAAAACUACUUCGGCAGAAACAAUGAGAGAAUGGCAUGGACCCAGAAUAAAAGCCUUAGUGGAAGGAGGGGUGGAUCUCUUAGCAAUUGAAACUAUUCCGAAUGCAAUUGAAGCUGAGAUGUUGGUUCAGUUGAUAAAAGAAGAAUAUCCUAAUGUUAAAGCGUGGCUUGCUUUUAGUGUAGCGCAAGACGGAAAAUCGAUCGCCUACGGUGAAGACUUCAAAACAAUAGCCCGGAAAUGUUAUGACUCCAAUCCAGAGCAAUUAGUAGCCGUAGGAAUCAACUGCACGGCCCCACGACUAAUCGAACCCCUUCUCACCGGGAUAAAUGAUGAUAGAAAAGACAACCCCCGACCACUUAUUGUCUACCCUAACAGCGGAGAAAGUUACAACGUCGAACUGGGGUGUGAUUCCAGAUGGUUUAACCGAGAAAACUGCGAGCCAGUAGACGCAAACAUUCACAAAUGGUUAGAUCUGGGAGUCACCUGGGUAGGAGGCUGCUGUAGAACGUACGCCAUGGAUGUCACAAGAAUAAGCGAUCAAGUGAAGUUAUGGAAGGAGAAACAUUAGCUGAAUUUGUCCUUUAUGUUUUUAUUUUUAUUUUUAAUAAAGUAAAUUCCCACUAAUUGUAAAAAAUAUUUUAAAAAUAUUUUUUAGGUCGACAAAAAUAUUUGUUUUUACCAGCUGUAAAAAGUUUUGAGAGAACUGUUUUAUUAUUAUACCUUGUAUUAUUAUUUUCGUCCAAUUUCUUUAAAAAAAAUGAAAAUUGACAAUCAGAAAUAAUUAUAAAAAGGAGAUAGAAUUUUUGUAUUGUAAUGAUUUUAUUGAUAAUAAUGUUAGUUUUUUUUAAUUUCUCCUGGAAAUAAAUCACAAAUUGUCGUUGCCACUAUAAAAUCGAAGACAGAUUUCAAUGUACAGAUUUUAGAAUAAUAAAUAUUGUUUCUUUAAGUCGAAAAAAAAAAAUCUAAUUCU
This is a messenger RNA of Diabrotica balteata, 1598 nucleotides long. NCBI's taxonomy places the organism in Eukaryota, Metazoa, Arthropoda, Insecta, Coleoptera, Chrysomelidae. The record is from the annotation of a GenBank genome assembly.